Aspergillus wentii DTO 134E9 is the source of this 1110-nucleotide messenger RNA. RefSeq lists its product as uncharacterized. Bases 196 to 795 code for a protein of 199 amino acids. The record is from RefSeq and is a predicted model, not a curated record. The transcript has 2 exons. NCBI's taxonomy places the organism in Eukaryota, Fungi, Ascomycota, Eurotiomycetes, Eurotiales, Aspergillaceae.
CAUGAAUAGGUUAUGCUGUUGUCGUUCAAACCGUUCAAACUGGUUGACACAUAUUCUCCCAGGGGGUCUACAAAAAGAUAUCACAAUGAAUAUAUAGAGCUACAAUCAAACACGGCGCUUUUCGCUCUUGGGGCGACGACCUAGAUGGGUUUGUGAAAUUCAAGAUGGUGACAGUCAUUUAUACCACCGUGCGCCAUGGUCUCAAACAUGAAGCGGUAUACUCUAUACAUUUCGGAAAAGCCUCCCGCAAACAUUCUAUUCAGUCUGUUGCCUCAGAAUUCAUUCCGAGGCUGGUCAUUGUGGGCGCUGAAGCCUGGGAGGCGAUACAGGCUCAUCAGAAGAUCGUUGGGUGUUUGUGAGUAUACAUCUAUCUGCAUUGAUAAUUGUAUCAACCAACCUCGAUUCUUCGAUCAUAGUCUAUCAACAGAGUUAUCUAUCAUGGUCGUAAAAACUUGGAAUCUGGAUCAUUUUGGGCCAUUCGACAUAUUUGAUCCCUUCAACCAUCUUGUCUCUCAACAAGGUCUAUCGAUCUAUACAUCUCUUAAGCUGAAUCCGCUGGCCGUGUGUAUCUCAUAUAUACACUUCGAGCAUCAUCAAAUCACGGUUUACGCCGACCUUCCAUCUUGCGGUCUGACAGGGACGAACCCAGAUGGACAAAUACCAGAUAUCUUUUGUAUAGAAUUCCGCGUCUCCUGGCCAUAUUACUUGACAGACAAUUCCAUCGUGAAUAUAACGCGGGGGUAUAAACUCAUCGAGAGAUAUUGGCCAGAUAAUAUCAUUUUUUCCUCAGACUGACAACAUAUCGGGAUCUUCUCCUCGGGCCCAUCAAUAGGCAAGAUGCACUAUCCUGUGCCAGAAUCUUCAAACGGUUUUCCGGCAUUACCUUGCCAUUGAGGGUCUCAGUGAUGCUGUGUACGGAUGUCCCAUUUGACUGGACCGGAGAGUAUGUAUCCAAUCUUGAUGCCAUGCCCAGCUGCCUUUGCGGUAUUUUUCUCCGAUGUCGAAAAGCUCCUAGUAUCACGAAGGGCCAUACGUCGUCGAGUUGUGGGUGCUUUCUGCAAAUAUGACGAUGCGAUAAUCACGACAGCCACUCCGAUGUUCAAUCCUUCG